Molecule: messenger RNA, 867 nt
Organism: Mycena indigotica
Lineage: Eukaryota; Fungi; Basidiomycota; Agaricomycetes; Agaricales; Mycenaceae
Product: Elongation of fatty acids protein
Exons: 8
Coding region: 1-867 (288 amino acids)
Biological process (GO): fatty acid elongation, monounsaturated fatty acid; fatty acid elongation, saturated fatty acid; sphingolipid biosynthetic process
Cellular component (GO): endoplasmic reticulum membrane
Molecular function (GO): fatty acid elongase activity
Source: RefSeq, a predicted model, not a curated record
AUGCUCGCCGAUACUCUGCUCGCUGUCAUCCCAUACCGCCUACCUCCUCAUCUUUAUUCGUUCAUUCCCAAUGAGACGCCGUUGUCGACAACUCCCAUCGUCGUUGGUACCCUUCUGGGUUACCUCGUCACCAUCUUUGGCAUCCAGGCUGCCAUGAAAAACCACCCACCACAGAGGCUCAACACACUCUUCCAAAUACACAAUGUUGUCCUCAGCUCGGGUAGUCUUCUCCUGCUCGCCCUUAUGCUUGAGGAAAUUGUGCCCAUCAUGUGGCGCGACGGACUUUUCAAUGCCAUGUGUCACGCGAAUUCAUGGACCCCACGAAUGGAGUUCUACUACAUCAUCAAUUAUUACUUCAAAUACCUUGAACUGAUAGAUACCGUUUUUCUUGCAUUCAAGAAAAAGCCACUCGCUUUCUUACACGUGUUCCACCACUCUGCGACCGCGCUUUUGUGCUAUUCACAACUUGUCGGCAAAACUAGCAUCUCUUGGACCGUCAUCACCUUGAAUCUAGGUGUCCAUGUUAUAAUGUAUUACUACUACUAUGCAACCGCGGGGGGUGCCAAAAUCUGGUGGAAAAAGUACCUCACUACGAUGCAAAUAAUCCAGUUUGUAAUCGACCUUUUCGUUGUCUACUUUGGGACAUACAACCAUUACGCGGCUACUUACUACCAAGGCACUCUGCCUUCCAUCGCCAACUGCGAGGGUUCGGAAACGGCUGCGUUGUUCGGAUGUGGCCUCUUGACAUCGUACCUCGGCCUCUUCAUCAACUUCUACUUGCAAACCUACAAGAAGAAACCUGCAAAGUCGCAUACGAACGGUGUUGCCAACGGACACGCCAAUGGGAAAACAGUCAAAAGCGAGUAG